GGGAGAUGUCCAAAGAGCCACGGUACCUGCAGCUAACUUCAUGGCUGAACCAAGCACAUCUGAACGGGUCUGGCUGCUCCUGGGCAGCUGGGGAAGGGCACCCACAGUGUUCUGAGCAGAGUUGGAAGAACACCAGAGCUGAGCUGAGUCAGAGGCUCUCAAAGUGUGUGGUCUAAUGGAAUGUAACUGGAACCGACUCUCAUGAUAAAAAUCAAGGACCAUCAGGCAAGAUCAGGCAGUAAGAAUUUUUGCUUCCAAAUGAAGACACCGACAUUUAGAACUUCUACUUAUUCUAAGUUGUUUGCAUAAUUGACCUUAAAAGAGGUAAGAGUGAAGAGACUCGAGGCAUCUCUGGAAAAUACCUUUCCCCCAUUCCAUUGGAAGCUACCCUCUGGAGCACCAGAUUUGACCAUAUAUGUUCUGAGGACUCACUAUGAACAAAGAAGUCUCCCGGGUGUGAAGUUUUUCAACAUGAGUGGCCUUGGGGACAGUUCAUCUGACCCUGCUAACCCAGACUCACAUAAGAGAAAAGGAUCGCCAUGUGACACACUGGCAUCAAGCACUGAAAAGAGGCGCAGGGAACAAGAAAAUAAAUAUUUAGAAGAGCUAGCCGAGUUAUUGUCUGCCAACAUCAGUGACAUUGACAGCUUGAGUGUAAAACCAGACAAAUGCAAGAUAUUGAAGAAGACAGUCGAUCAGAUACAGCUAAUGAAGAGAAUGGAACAAGAGAAAUCAACAACUGAUGAUGAAGUACAGAAGUCAGACAUCUCGUCGAGUAGUCAAGGAGUGAUAGAAAAGGAAUCCUUGGGACCUCUUCUUUUGGAGGCUUUGGAUGGAUUUUUCUUUGUUGUGAACUGUGAAGGGAGAAUUGUAUUUGUGUCAGAAAAUGUGACCAGCUACUUGGGUUACAAUCAGGAGGAAUUAAUGAAUACCAGUGUCUACAGCAUACUGCAUGUGGGUGAUCAUGCGGAAUUUGUGAAGAAUCUGCUACCAAAAUCGCUAGUAAAUGGAGUCCCUUGGCCUCAAGAGGCAACACGACGAAAUAGCCAUACCUUUAACUGCAGGAUGCUAAUUCACCCUCCAGAGGAGCCAGGCACUGAGAACCAGGAAGCUUGCCAGCGGUAUGAAGUAAUGCAGUGUUUCACUGUGUCACAGCCAAAAUCAAUUCAAGAGGAUGGAGAAGAUUUCCAGUCAUGUUUGAUUUGUAUUGCACGGAGAUUACCUCGGCCUCCAGCUAUUACGGGUGUAGAAUCCUUUAUGACCAAGCAAGAUACUACAGGUAAAAUCAUCUCUAUUGAUACUAGUUCCCUGAGAGCUGCUGGCAGAACUGGCUGGGAAGAUUUAGUGAGGAAGUGCAUUUAUGCUUUUUUCCAACCUCAAGGCAGAGAGCCAUCUUAUGCCAGACAACUAUUUCAAGAAGUGAUGACUCGUGGCACUGCCUCCAGCCCAUCCUAUAGAUUCAUAUUGAAUGAUGGGACAAUGCUUAGCGCCCACACCAAGUGUAAACUUUGCUACCCUCAAAGUCCAGACAUGCAACCUUUCAUCAUGGGAAUUCAUAUCAUCGACAGGGAACACAGUGGUCUUUCUCCUCAAGAUGACACUAAUCCUGGAAUGUCAAUUCCCCGGGUAAACCCUUCCGUCAAUCCUAGUAUCUCUCCAGCUCACGGCGUGGCCCGUUCAGCUACAUUGCCACCAUCCAACAACAACGUGGUAUCCACCAGAGUAAACCGCCAACAGAGCUCAGACCUUCAUAGCAGCAGUCACAGUAAUUCUAGCAACAGCCAAGGGAGUUUUGGAUGCUCACCUGGAAAUCAGAUUGUAGCCAGUGUUGCCUUAAACCAGGGACAGGCCAGUUCCCAGAGCACUAAUCCCUCUUUAAACCUCAAUAAUUCUCCUAUGGAAGGUACAGGAAUAUCCCUUGCACAGUUCAUGUCUCCAAGGAGACAAGUUAGUUCUGGAUUGGCAACAAGGCCCAGGAUGCCAAACAAUUCAUUUCCUCCUAAUAUUCCGACAUUAAGCUCCCCUGUUAGCAUGACAAGUACUGCCUGUAAUAAUAGUAACCGAUCUUAUUCAAACAUCCCAGUAACACCUUUACAGAGUAUGAAUGAAGGACCCAAUAACUCUGUUGGCUUCUCUGCCAGUUCUCCAGUCCUCAGGCAGAUGAGCUCACAGAAUUCACCUAACAGAUUAAAUAUACAGCCAGCAAAAGCUGAAUCCAAAGAUAAUAAAGAGAUCGCGUCCAUUUUAAAUGAAAUGAUUCAGUCUGACAACAGCUCUAAUGACGGCAAACCUCUGGAUUCUGGGCUUCUGCAUAACAGUGACAGACUCUCAGAUGGAGACAAUAAAUACUCUCAAACCAGUCACAAACUAGUGCAGCUUUUGACAACAACUGCAGAGCAGCAGUUACGGCAUGCUGAUAUAGACACAAGUUGCAAAGAGGUACUGUCCUGCACAGGCACUCCCAGCUCUGCCUCUGCUAGCUCUUCAAGUGGUUCUUGCCCUUCCUCUCAUAGCUCACUGACAGAGCGGCACAAAAUCCUACACCGGCUCUUACAGGAGGGUAGCCCCUCGGAUAUCACAACUUUGUCUGUGGAGCCUGAUAAAAAGGAUAGUGCAUCUACUUCUGUGGCAGUGACUGGACAGGUACAAGGGAACUCCAGUAUAAAGCUGGAACUGGAUGCUUCAAAGAAAAAAGAAUCAAAAGACCAUCAGCUCCUACGCUACCUUUUAGAUAAAGAUGAGAAAGAUUUAAGAUCCACUCCAAACCUGAGCCUGGAUGAUGUAAAGGUGAAGGUGGAAAAGAAAGAACAGAUGGAUCCUUGUAACACAAAUCCAGCCCCAAUGACCAAACCUGCUCCUGAGGAAAUUAAACUGGAGUCACAGAGCCAGUUUACAGCUGACCUUGACCAGUUUGAUCAGUUACUACCCACGCUGGAGAAGGCAGCACAGUUGCCAGGCUUAUGUGAGACAGAGAGGAUGGAUGGUGCGGUCACCACUGUAGCCAUCAAAUCGGAGAUCCUGCCAGCUGCACUUCAGACCACCACUGCCAGACCCACUUCCAGGCUGAAUAGAUUACCUGAGCUGGAAUUGGAAGCAAUUGAUAACCAGUUUGGACAACCAGGAAGUGGUGAUCAGGUUCCAUGGACAAAUAAUACAGUGACAGCUGUAAAUCAGAAUAAGCCAGAGGACCAGUGCAUUAGUUCACAGUUAGAUGAGCUUCUCUGUCCACCAACAACAGUUGAAGGAAGAAAUGAUGAGAAGGCUCUUCUUGAACAGCUGGUAUCCUUCCUCAGUGGCAAAGAUGAAACUGAGCUAGCUGAACUAGACAGAGCUCUGGGAAUUGACAAACUUGUUCAGGGAGGUGGAUUAGAUGUAUUAUCAGAGAGAUUUCCACCACAACAAGCAACACCACCAUUGAUGAUGGAAGAAAGACCCAACCUUUAUUCCCAGCCUUAUUCUUCUCCUUCGCCUACUGCCAGUCUCUCUAGCCCUUUCCAAGGCAUGGUCAGGCAAAAACCUUCACUGGGGACUAUGCCUGUUCAAGUAACACCUCCUCGAGGUGCUUUUUCACCUGGCAUGGGCAUGCAGACCAGGCAGACUCUAAACAGACCUCCAGCUGCACCCAACCAACUUAGACUUCAACUUCAACAGCGAUUACAAGGACAACAGCAGUUGAUCCACCAAAAUCGGCAAGCUAUCUUGAACCAGUUUGCAGCAAACGCUCCUGUUGGCAUCAAUAUGAGAUCAGGCAUGCAGCAGCAAAUUACACCUCAGCCACCCCUGAAUGCCCAAAUGUUGGCACAGCGCCAGCGGGAGCUGUAUAGUCAACAGCACCGACAGAGGCAGCUAAUACAGCAGCAAAGAGCCAUGCUUAUGAGGCAACAAAGCUUUGGGAACAACCUCCCUCCCUCAUCUGGACUGCCAGUUCAAAUGGGGAACCCCCGUCUUCCUCAGGGUGCUCCGCAGCAAUUCCCCUACCCACCAAACUAUGGUACAAAUCCAGGAACCCCACCUGCUUCUACCAGCCCGUUUUCACAACUGGCAGCAAAUCCUGAGGCAACCUUGGCCAACCGCAACAGCAUGGUGAACAGAGGCAUGACAGGAAACAUGGGAGGCCAGUUUGGCACUGGAAUCAGUCCUCAGAUGCAGCAGAAUGUCUUCCAGUACCCAGGAUCAGGAAUGGUUCCCCAAGGUGAGGCCAACUUUUCUCCAUCUCUAAGCCCUGGGAGCUCCAUGGUGCCGAUGCCAAUCCCUCCUCCUCAGAGCUCUCUGCUCCAGCAGACUCCACCCACUUCUGGCUACCAGUCACCAGACAUGAAGGCCUGGCAGCAAGGAGCAAUGGGAAACAACAAUGUGUUCAGUCAAGCUGUCCAGAACCAGCCCACGCCUGCACAGCCAGGAGUGUACAACAAUAUGAGCAUCACCGUGUCCAUGGCAGGUGGAAACACAAAUGUUCAGAACAUGAACCCAAUGAUGGGCCAGAUGCAGAUGAGCUCUUUGCAGAUGCCAGGCAUGAAUACUGUGUGCCCUGAGCAGAUAAAUGAUCCAGCACUGAGACACACAGGCCUCUACUGCAACCAGCUCUCAUCCACGGACCUUCUCAAAACAGAAGCAGAUGGAACCCAGCAGGUGCAACAGGUUCAGGUGUUUGCUGACGUCCAGUGUACAGUGAAUCUGGUAGGCGGGGACCCUUACCUGAACCAGCCUGGUCCACUGGGAACUCAAAAACCCACGGCAGGACCGCAGACCCCCCAGGCCCAGCAGAAGAGCCUCCUUCAGCAGCUACUGACUGAAUAACCACUUUUAAAGGAAUGUGAAAUUUAAAUAAUAGACAUACAGAGAUAUACAAAUAUAUUAUAUAUUUUUCUGAGAUUUUUGAUAUCUCAAUCUGCAGCCAUUCUUCAGGUCGUAGCAUUUGGAGCAAAAAAAAAAAAAAAAGAAAAAAAAAGUUCACUUUCGUUGGGAGAUUGAGAGAUGUUUUUGUUUCUUUCUUUGUAAAGGCCUUGGAUAUUGAAAAAAUAACAAGGCAGAACAGUUGGACAAUCUCUCUCUUGAGCCAAAUUUAAUUAUUCUUAUUUUUAUAAUCAGUCAUUGGCUUCUUAUCUGGAUGAAGGCUUUUGGAGGAGAACCAAAAUGACAAGUUCCAAGGGGAAGAUGAAGCUCCGCCUCUGCUGGCUCAGUCCCGACCCUGCCAAGGAAGAAGGGCCCAGUGGGGCUUUGCCUGUGCCCAUCCACCAAAGGCUGUCACAAUGUCUCUAAAUCAGCAGCCCUCCCCUUCCCAACCAGGCAGCUUGUGUGUACAAUCAGCUUCUUCUAGCAACUCUAUAUCUGUUGGCUUCAAGAGAAUAUUUUGCCUCCACAUAUGUACCCCUUCUCCUUUUUUUAAAGAUGGAUUUAAACCAAGAUGCCUCCAGGAAUGAGGACGAAAUGAGUAUAUUCACAGAGGAAUCCAAAAAAUACAGUUUGGGGGAAAAUGCAAUAAUUUUUGAUGAGAUGGGUGAAGGACAAGAAGCGAGUUAUGUCGAUUAUUGUAGAUACAAUUUUCUGAUUAAAUCUGGACAAAAGGCAGCCUGUUCUUUCUGCUUUUAUUGUAUUAACAGCUGAGGUAGCUAAAGUUAUUUAAAAUAAAAUUAAAU
This is a messenger RNA of Eubalaena glacialis (North Atlantic right whale), 5636 nucleotides long. RefSeq names its product nuclear receptor coactivator 1 (gene NCOA1). The transcript is spliced from 23 exons. Lineage: Eukaryota; Metazoa; Chordata; Mammalia; Artiodactyla; Balaenidae. Gene Ontology annotation, cellular component: nucleus. Gene Ontology annotation, biological process: cellular response to hormone stimulus; positive regulation of transcription by RNA polymerase II. The record is from RefSeq and is a predicted model, not a curated record. Gene Ontology annotation, molecular function: protein dimerization activity; nuclear receptor binding. Bases 472 to 4797 code for a protein of 1441 amino acids.